This is a messenger RNA of Contarinia nasturtii (swede midge), 883 nucleotides long. RefSeq names its product DNA-directed RNA polymerases I, II, and III subunit RPABC1 (gene Rpb5). The record is from RefSeq and is a predicted model, not a curated record. Gene Ontology annotation, cellular component: RNA polymerase III complex; RNA polymerase I complex; RNA polymerase II, core complex. The transcript has 3 exons. Gene Ontology annotation, biological process: DNA-templated transcription. Bases 144 to 776 code for a protein of 210 amino acids. Gene Ontology annotation, molecular function: DNA-directed RNA polymerase activity; DNA binding. NCBI's taxonomy places the organism in Eukaryota, Metazoa, Arthropoda, Insecta, Diptera, Cecidomyiidae.
CAUGCGCUUCAUAUUGAACUGUCAAAGUCCAAUAACAUUUCAUUUGCCGAAGUCAAAAGAAACGUUUUUAGUGCGAUUUCCAUAAAAUAAAACAAAUACAUUUGAUUUGUUGACGAAAUAGACAUUUGAAGUAUCAAAUUACCAUGGAUGAUGAAGCUGAAACUUACAAAUUAUGGAGAAUUCGUAAAACUGUUAUGCAGUUAAGCCAUGAUCGUGGCUAUCUCGUAACCCAAGACGAAUUGGAUCAAACGCUGGACCAAUUCAAGGAAUCAUUUGGUGAUAAGCCAAGUGAAAAGCGUCCAGCUCGUUCGGAUUUGAUUGUUUUGGUGGCUCACAACGAUGAUCCAACGGAUCAAAUGUUCGUUUUCUUCCCCGAAGAACCGAAAAUUGGCAUCAAAACCAUUAAAACAUACUGUACCCGGAUGCAAGAAGAAAAUAUUCAUCGUGCCAUUGUGGUCGUUCAACAGGGCAUGACACCAUCAGCGAAACAAUCACUGGUUGACAUGGCACCGAAAUACAUUUUGGAACAAUUUCUGGAAUCGGAAUUACUAAUCAACAUUACCGAACAUGAAUUGGUACCGGAACAUGUUGUUAUGACACCCGAAGAAAAACAAGAGCUAUUGGCUCGUUACAAAUUGAAAGAGAACAUGUUGAUGCGUAUUCAAGCUGGUGAUCCGGUUGCACGAUAUUUUGGUUUGAAACGUGGCCAAGUGGUGAAAAUUAUUCGUCCAUCGGAAACCGCCGGUCGUUAUAUUUCCUAUCGUUUAGUGUGCUAAUUUUAUAUAUUUAAGACAUUUUUAUAGACUCGAUUCAAUUUAAGGCAUUCAAUACAUUACCAAUUUGUCUUUGAUGAAAUAAAUUAAAACAAGAAAUAUUGAAGAAA